AUGCGGAUUUGGAUCAAGCUGACUAUAGUUUACUUUUUUUCUUUGCUUCAGAAGACAUUGGCUGAUUAUGACUCAAAAUCCAUUCUAAAAUUCCCUGAUGUUGCAUUUUCGAAAAGCCUCACAGAAUUCGAUUCUUUGGCUAGCGUGUACCAUACUUUAUCUAGAAAACCAACUUGUUAUCAAUCUACUGCAUUUUCUCUAAUGUCGGCAUGCGAGGUUUUAAAUACAGAACUUUCACUGGACGAACGUAUUGACUACGCGAUUCGAUUAACAAUCUGCGAUCUUGAACAUGCACAAAUUCCAGUUCCCUAUGAAUGUAAAAGAGAAUCACAAUCUUCAUGUUUAAAGCAGCUUGAAUCUGUAUCCUCUUGGUGGAUUUCCUUCGCUAGUCAUUACCAUGAUAUAUCUCAUUUAUGUAAACUAGCACGGUUGGAAUUUGAUAAAGGAAUUUCUAUUGAAGUCAAUAGAAAUAUAACGUUAAUCCAGAAAGAUUUGUUAGAACUGCUGACAUCUGAGCUCCAAUAUUUUCAAGACAUGUCUAGCGAUUUCAAGUAUGAAACGAUACUUGAAAAUCAGAAAAUGAUUUCUUUAUUUCAAGAAAGGACACAGCAAAUGAAUUUUUUGCUGGAGAAUGAAAAAGCAAGUUUAAUAAACUGGAAAAGCGAUCAAAACGAAGUUAUUAUAAAUCAAAAAGAUUCGUUAGCACAGUCUACUGAGUUAACCCAAAGGCUCGAUUCUAUGAAAUUUGUAGUCCAUGACCUUUUGACACAAGCUUAUGAAGAUCGUGAAACUUUACAUGACCACUUUCAAGAAAAAGCGCUAACACAAAAUGAGGAUUUUCUUAAACUAUUAAAAGAAAAAGCUUCGGAAUUUCAAACUGACUACCAUGUAACGUUGUCCUCAAUUAUGAGGGAUACUGAAAACACGCUUCAGUUAUCAAUGGAAAAUGAGGUUGCUCAAUUUUUGAAUCGGUUUUCUACUUUAACGAACAAAAUCAUGCAUUUGGACAAAGGUUUGGAUACCUUGCACGGCUCGUUUAUGAAACAUUCUUUGGCUCAACAAGAACAAAUGUCUCAAUGGAAAACAGAAUUCUUCGACCUAAAUAACAGUCAGUUGGAAAUUUUUAGCAAGUUUGGUUCGUUAAUCAAAGUUCUGAAACCGUUUGCAGACUUUUCGCUAGCUGGUUUUACAAACUUAGCAAGCGGUAUAAUUAUGUUGGGUGUACUUUUGAUCUACAAAUUCUUGAAACUUACGCUUUCGGUCCUUAAACCACAGUCUCUCUCUCCAAUAUAUGUUAUGAUAAUUACGGGUGCAAUCAUAGCCUGCUACAAAUACUUGUAUGCUUUAAACUUGAUUCAAACAAUUAAAUUUGGGUUUUCUCUGAGCUUAAAUUUCAAAAACUAUGGAGUUACUGCUUUGUUUUCUAUAUGCUUUAUAUACGUUAUUUACCUACUAAUAUCUCGUCUAUUUAAAAGGUUUAAAAAACCGGAACCUGCUUCAAACCUUUUGUUACUUGCUCCACCGGAGAGUGGUCCUUUCCAAAAGCCCACUAGAAGGACAGGUCAUCAAAAUUGGGCUCAUGAAGGAUUUCCAAAUAGGUAUGAUAACAAUCUUGUUGGCAUAUCCGAACCUCAAUGGUUUUUUAACGAUCAAAGGAAAGUUGCAAAUAUGAACCAGAAUCAGAGCGACGAUACGUUUCAACAAAAAGCUUGGUGGGAAUAA
This is a messenger RNA of Schizosaccharomyces osmophilus, 1722 nucleotides long. It is a transcript of the gene tht1, whose product is annotated as nuclear membrane protein involved in karyogamy Tht1. The transcript is spliced from 3 exons. Gene Ontology annotation, biological process: karyogamy involved in conjugation with cellular fusion; nuclear membrane fusion involved in karyogamy. Bases 1 to 1722 code for a protein of 573 amino acids. Gene Ontology annotation, cellular component: endoplasmic reticulum membrane. NCBI's taxonomy places the organism in Eukaryota, Fungi, Ascomycota, Schizosaccharomycetes, Schizosaccharomycetales, Schizosaccharomycetaceae. The record is from RefSeq and is a predicted model, not a curated record.